AGGAUUUUUGCUUUCUUCCUUUUGCGGCCGGUCGCCUCUGCUCUCAAAUUCAUUUCACCGUUAACUCCUCGCACUCUCCGCUCCUUUCUUCUUCGUCUCUCUUCUUCUCUUCCUCACACACACACACACACACACACACACACAAUCCUCAUUUCCAUUUAUAGAUACAAUAUAAACACACACCUUCCUAUUUUCAAGAAACACAGCUGCUGAAUUUCAACAGAGAUAUCAUCAAUUAUCGAGAAAGAGGGAGAAAGCUUUGAAAUUGGAAAGAAUUUUGGCUUCCCUUUUCGUUCAAUUGAAGAAGGGGUUUGUGUUUUGGUGAAAUUUUCCAUAUGUAAUGCAUCAGAAGAAAUCUGAAUUACAGAUCGGAACAGAAAGCAGCGGCGUCUCUUCCGAUUUCAACCCCACCCCACCCCUCCCCCCUUCCUCCCUCACCCAGAAACACAAUCCGCCGCCUCCUUCCCCCAAUCCCGCCCUCCAAAUCCUCAUCAACGACGACAAUCAGCACCACGACCAGAAUGACCCUUCCAAACCCACCCCCUUCAAGCGCCCCCAUCUCCAGCACCAAUUCUCCCGCUCCCUUACCAAGACCCCCACUCUCUCCGCCGCCCUCCACCGCUACGGCGUCGACCCGCCUCCAAAAUUCAGCCUUUUCCACAACCGCUCUCAGAAGUUCUUGACCCAUUUCCACCACCACCUCCGCCACCUCCGCCGCCGCCUCCGCCUCCAUCUCCGCCUCAUCCUCCUCCUCAGCCUCCCCUUCUUCUACUUCCUCGUCUCCCACCCUUCCCGCUCAUUCAUUCUUGAUUUCCUAUCCGCUUUCGCCUUCUCAGCCGUCCUCCUCUUUUCCCUCAAUUUAGCUGUCCCGAGGCUCCCCACGAUCAGGUUGUUCCUUGCCAAGUCCUUGCCGAUUAAGAUAAACGCCAAGGACCAUGUGAGCCGGCCGCAUUUGCCCGUGUUUUGGUCGAUUGGUUCGAGGCAGAAGGCCGAUAAGAAGGCGAUUUCCGGGUGCUAUGUGCAGGCAUACACCAAUGGGGAUGUCUAUGAGGGUGAUUUUCACAAGGGGAAAUGUAGUGGGAGUGGAGUGUAUUACUAUUACAUGAGUGGGAGGUAUGAAGGUGAUUGGGUUGAUGGCAAGUAUGAUGGCUAUGGGGUUGAGACGUGGGCGCGGGGCAGCCGGUAUAGAGGGCAGUACCGGCAGGGCCUUAGGCAUGGUUUCGGAGUAUAUAGGUUUUACACUGGUGAUGUUUAUUCCGGGGAAUGGUCUAGUGGGCAGAGCCAUGGGUGCGGGGUUCAUACCUGCGAGGAUGGUAGCCGAUAUGUAGGCGAGUUUAAGUGGGGUGUUAAACAUGGUCUUGGACACUAUCAUUUCAGGAAUGGAGAUAGAUAUGCUGGAGAGUAUUUUGCAGACAAAAUGCAUGGAUUUGGGUUCUACUAUUUUGCAAACGGCCAUCGUUAUGAGGGUGCCUGGCAUGAGGGGAAGAGGCAGGGGCUUGGAAUGUACACUUUCAGAAGUGGUGAAACUCAGUCGGGCCACUGGCAAAAUGGAAUUCUUGACAUUCCUAGCACACAGACCAAUGUAUAUCCCAUUUCGCCUGUUGCUGUCAAUCACUCUAAAGUGCUCAACGUUGUUCAGGAAGCUCGACGAGCUGCAGAAAAGGCGUAUGAGGUGAGCAAGGUGGACGAGAGAGUGAACAGGGCAGUAACAGCAGCUAACAGGGCAGCUAAUGCAGCAAGAGUAGCAGCAGUCAAAGCUGUGCAAAAGCAAAUGCAUCACAAGAGCAACAGCGAUGACAUCCCGAUCCCCAUCAUGUAAGACUGGCCGGUUGUGACUUGUAUCAGAAAAAAAAUAACAAAAAGAAAAGACGGAUGGUAAACUGACGACGCCUCCAAUUUUACUAUGUUCCCUCGUUCAAACAUCAUGUGUUUUUCUAAGUGAGAGCUGAAUUUCGAGCAGCUCGUUGGCACUGCGGAGAAUGGGAUUGCUCUCCCAUGUUCAUCUAGCUUCUUUUUUUCUCUUUUCAUUUUCUUGUGUUCUUUUUUCUUUUUUCUUUUUUCUUUUUUGGCUUCUGUAAAGUUCAAAUAGGUAUAUAUAUGAUUGAGGGCUGGUGCAAAGGGAAAACCCUUACUCAAGCAGCCCUGUAUGUGGUGAUGAUGUAACAAAUGAGAAAACUCGAGAGAGAAUGUUGUAAUAUUUCUACCUUAAAGUGUUGGCUUCACCA
This is a messenger RNA of Salvia splendens (bonfire salvia), 2225 nucleotides long. RefSeq lists its product as uncharacterized. NCBI's taxonomy places the organism in Eukaryota, Viridiplantae, Streptophyta, Magnoliopsida, Lamiales, Lamiaceae. Bases 341 to 1819 code for a protein of 492 amino acids. The transcript is spliced from 3 exons. The record is from RefSeq and is a predicted model, not a curated record.